UGCCUAUAGCCAUCUCCACCGUAACAUCAGGGUCCUCCUUUACACGACGGUCGUUCAGCAACACGCCUCAUCCGUGGCAGCGGGCAGCGGCUCGGACAGCGCUCAUUCAGUUCGUCACGGCCUCGCAGUCUUGCAGAUCUGAGGACGGGCCGUAAGGGUACUAGAGCCGGCGCCGGCGGUUACCUGGGGCGGCCGCCCCACCUCGCUGUUACGGUAGGUCCGUCCCUAACCUCGAAGAUUCGACGCAAGCGGGCGGUGAAUCCAAUGGCGGGCGAGGAAGAGCUCACUGUAGGCGGCGGCGUGCCCAUCCGGCCGCCGCGGCUGGAAGACGCGGGGCUCGAGGACUGCGCGCUCCCGCCGGAGUCUAUCGCUGAGGCAUUCUCCCUCGCUGCCGCGGCCGUCUCCUCCCGCCUCGCCCGGCUGCCCUUCUCCGAAGACUCCGACGAGGAGGACUGCGUCUCGGCACCACGCGGAGGAGGCUGCGUGGAUGACGCCGGACUCGACUGCGGGGCCGCCCCCGUCUCCCUUGUCGGCGGCGGCGUUGCGGGCGUCGGCAGCGUCGACGAAGUCGUGGUCGUCGGCGGAGGACGCGGAGGCGGAUACGAGGACGCGGUAGUGGUCGGUGGGCGCGCAGAAGAGGAGGAUACAGUCGUGGUGGUCGGGGAACAGCCUAGGGACAGGGAGAAGAAGCUGGGGAAGGAUGAUGGAUGUGUCGAGGGGGUGCGAGAAGGGGUCAGUGAACCCAGACGGGCGCAAGGCGAUGAAGACGGCGAGGAGGCGGCAGAGAAGGCGAUCUUGGUGCCAGAUUUCGACUGAACAGCUCAAUUUCUGAUCGCUGAAUCUGGCAUCUCGCUGUAGCUUGGGCCAAGGUUGCUGGCAUUGGACAUUGGUAAAGUGCAGAGAUGGCAAUGGACGUUGAUCCCCGAUUUCCCGCGGAAAAUUACUCCAUUAGAGCAUGGUGAUGUAGAAUUUUCUUCUCCCAUGCAGAUAUAAGAGCGGAAAAUUCUUUCCCCUACGGGUAAACAGGGAUUAGGACGGGGAAGUAUCCCCUCAUUCUCGUGGGGACCUGUUAAACCUGCGUGUGACGAUGUUUUCAUGUACUAGUUAAUUAUAAAAAUAAAUAAUUAGCUUGUCAAAAGAUCAAUCAUUACAAAUGUGUUCAUUUUGAUGAGCACAUAAUGAUUUCUUACAUCUAACAAUAUGUAUAAGUGAAAUUGUUUUGUAUUAAUAAUAAAGGAUGUAUAUUCUAAUUA
This is a messenger RNA of Zea mays, 1253 nucleotides long. NCBI's taxonomy places the organism in Eukaryota, Viridiplantae, Streptophyta, Magnoliopsida, Poales, Poaceae. The record is from RefSeq and is a predicted model, not a curated record.